AGUCUGUGUAUCAGCCCAGUUCUCCGUUCCUGUCCGAGCCAUGGCGAAGCUGAUGAUGCUCACCCUCUUGGGGCUGGGACUGGCACUCUUCAGGGAUCACCAGGCUUCUUAUCAAACACGACUUAAUGCCUUCCGAGAAGUAACACCAGUCGAACUUCCUAACUGUAAUUUAGUGAAAGGAAUAGAAACUGGCUCUGAAGACUUGGAGAUACUCCCUAAUGGACUGGCUUUCAUUAGCUCUGGAUUAAAAUAUCCUGGAAUGAAGAGCUUUGCACCUGAUAAGCCUGGCAAAAUUCUUCUGAUGGACCUGAAUGAAGAAGAUCCAAAAGUGUUAGAACUGAGGGUCACUGGAAGUAACUUCGAUCAGUCUUCAUUUAACCCUCAUGGGAUUAGCACAUUCACAGACGAGGAUAAUACCAUGUACCUGCUGGUGGUGAACCAUCCAGAUUUUAAGUCCACAGUUGAGUUGUUUAAAUUUGAAGAAGAAGAGAAAUCACUUUUGCAUCUGAAAACCAUUAGACACAAACUUCUGCCUAAUUUGAAUGAUAUUGUUGCUGUGGGACCUGAGCACUUUUAUGCCACAAAUGAUCACUAUUUUGUUGACCCCUACCUGAGAUCCUGGGAGCUCUAUUUGGGUUUAGCGUGGUCUUAUGUUGUUUACUAUAGUCCAAAUGAAGUUCGAGUGAUGGCAGACGGAUUUGAUUUUGCUAAUGGAAUCAACAUCUCACCUGACGGCAAGUAUGUCUAUAUAUCUGAAUUGCUGGCUCAUAAGAUUCAUGUGUAUGAAAAGCACGCUAAUUGGACUUUAACUCCAUUGAAGUCCCUGGACUUUAACACACUCGUGGAUAACAUAUCCGUGGAUCCUGUGACGGGGGACCUUUGGGUUGGAUGCCAUCCCAAUGGCAUGAAGAUCUUGUUCUAUGACUCGGAGAAUCUUCCCGCAUCAGAGGUGAUCCAAAUCCAGGACAUUUUAACAGAAGAACCCAAAGUUACACUGGUUUAUGCAGAAAAUGGUACAGUGUUGCAAGGAAGUACAGUUGCGUCUGUGUACAAAGGGAAGCUACUGGUCGGCACCGUGUUCCACAAAGCUCUUUACUGUGAGCUCUAG
Messenger RNA from Callorhinus ursinus (northern fur seal), 1108 nucleotides. RefSeq names its product paraoxonase 1 (gene PON1). The record is from RefSeq and is a predicted model, not a curated record. Gene Ontology annotation, molecular function: aryldialkylphosphatase activity; arylesterase activity. Gene Ontology annotation, biological process: response to toxic substance. Lineage: Eukaryota; Metazoa; Chordata; Mammalia; Carnivora; Otariidae. Gene Ontology annotation, cellular component: extracellular region.